Molecule: messenger RNA, 708 nt
Organism: Acanthosepion pharaonis
Lineage: Eukaryota; Metazoa; Mollusca; Cephalopoda; Sepiida; Sepiidae
Source: the annotation of a GenBank genome assembly
AUGCUAACUCAAUCACUUAACAUCUAUCUAUCUAUCUAUCUAUCUAUCUAUCAAUCUAUCUAUCUAUCUAUCUAUCUAUCUAUCAAUCUAUCUAUCUAUCUAUCUAUCUAUGUGUGUCUGUCUGUUUUCUUCUGUUCGUAUCUAUCUAUCUAUCUAUCUCUUUCUUAUUUAACUCUCUCGUUUUAUUCAUAUCUAUCUGAGUCUAUUCAUAUCUCACGCGCCCUCUCAUCUAUCUAUCUAUCUAUCUCAAUCACUUCAUAUUUGACUUUUUUCAUUCUUACUUUCUCUUUGCUUUAUUCUUUCUUUUUUAAAUCUUUAAUUCUUUCUUUCCUUUAUUUCUUCCUUUUUUCUCCCUUUCUUUCUUAUUAUUAUAUCUUUUUCACCUGCUUCCCUUCUUUCUUUCUUUCUUUCUUUCUUUCUUUCGUUAUUUAUUUUUAUUCGUCCUCUUCAUCAUUUUUUCUUUUCUGUCUUUUUUCUGUCUUUUUCUUCCUCCUCUUCUUUCUUUCCCUCUUCUUCAUUGUUUUCUUUCUUUCUUUCUUCAUACCUGUCUUCCUUUCCUUCCUUAUUUCUUUCUUCUUCGUCCUCUUCAUUCUUUAUUUUUCUUUCUGUUUCGUCUUCUUACUUUCUUUCUUUCUUCACCGUUCUCUUCAUUCUUCUUUUUUUUCUUCAUCCUCAUUUUCUUUCCUCUUUUCUUUCAUCUCUCUUUAA